GUCUUGCCUGCCCAGCUCCGGAUAGACCCGCACUCCUGCCUUGAGCGGCUCCUCGGCUUCCAAUGAGACUCCUCCCGCUUCUAGUGGGCUUUUCCACUUUGCUGAAUUGUUCCUACACACAAAAUUGCACCAAGACACCGUGUCUCCCAAAUGCCAAGUGUGAAAUCCACAGUGGUGUGGAAGCCUGCUUCUGCAGCCUGGGGUUCUCAGGGAAUGGCGUCACGAUCUGUGAAGAUAUAGAUGAGUGCAUCGAGUCCUCUGUCUGCGGUGACCAUGCUGUGUGUGAAAAUGUGAACGGAGGGUUUAACUGCUUCUGCAGGGAAGGUUACCAGACCGCCACGGGGAAGUCGCAGUUCACACCUAAUGAUGGCUCUUACUGCCAAGAUAUAGAUGAGUGCAUCGAGUCCUCUGUCUGCGGUGACCACGCUGUGUGUGAAAAUCUGAACGGAGGGUUUAACUGCUUCUGCAGGGAAGGUUACCAGACCGCCACGGGGAAGUCGCAGUUCACACCUAAUGAUGGCUCUUACUGCCAAGAAAGCAUGAAUUCAAAUUGCCACUUAGAGCCUGCCUGCAUUGCUGCAAACGUUAAUAAAACUUUAAAAAGAAUUGGACCCAUGAAAGAACAGAUGACCUUAUUCCAAGAAAUCUACUUAAAUUCUGAGGCUGAGCUCUCCCUGAUGGAUGUAAUCACAUACAUAGAGAUACUAGCAGAACCUCCUCCACUUCUAGGUCACGUGAACAACACCAUUUUAUCCACGAAUGACCAUUUCAAUUUAACUCUUACUGAAUUUGUGAAAACCAUCAAUAAUUUUGUUCAAAAUAACACACUUAAAAUUUGGGACCAAUUACCUUCAAAUCAUAGAAGACUACAUCUCACAAAACUGAUGCACGCUGCCGAGAACAUCACCUUAAAAAUCUCUCAGAACUUUCAAAAAAUUGCUCAGUUCAGUAUGAGUUCCACUGAUAUAGCUCUGAAGGUCUUUGUUUUUGAUUCAAAUCAUAUGAAGCAUGCUCAUCCCCAUAUGAAUGUGGACGAAGGCUAUGUAAAAAUAUUUCCAAAGAGAAAAGCUUCACAUGACUCAACUGGCAAUGUUGUAGUUGCAUUCCUAUGCUAUAAGAGCAUUGGCCCCUUGCUUUCUUCAUCUGAGAAAUUCUCACUGGACCCUCAAAGUGAUAAUUCUGAUGGAAAGGAAAAAGUCAUUUCUUCAGUUAUUUCUGCCUCAAUUAGCUCAAAUCCGCCCACAUUGUAUGAACUUGAAAAAAUUACAUUUACACUAAGUCAUGUAAAGCUCUCAGAGGAGUAUAGGACACAAUGUGCCUUUUGGGACUAUUCAGCCGAUGCCAUGGACAAUGGCAGCUGGUCAUCCGAAGGCUGUGAGCUGACAGACUCAAAUGCCACGCACACCUCCUGCCGCUGUAGUCAUCUGACACACUUUGCGAUCCUGAUGUCUUCCAGCACCUCCAUCGGAAUUAAAGAUUAUAAUAUUCUGACAAGGAUCACUCAGCUCGGAAUAAUUAUCUCACUGAUUUGCCUCGCCAUCUGCAUUUUCACCUUCUGGUUCUUCAGUGAAAUCCAAAGCACCAGAACCACAAUUCACAAGAACCUCUGUUGCAGCCUUUUUCUUGCAGAGCUUGUGUUUCUUGUUGGGAUCAAUAUAAAUACAAAUAAGUUGGUCUGCUCUAUCAUUGCUGGCCUGCUCCAUUACUUCUUUUUAGCUGCCUUUGCCUGGAUGUGCAUUGAAGGCGUACACCUGUAUCUCAUCGUUGUUGGAGUCAUCUACAACAAGGGUUUUUUGCACAAAAACUUCUAUAUCUUUGGCUAUCUCAGCCCAGCUGUAGUUGUUGGAUUCUCAGCAUCCUUAGGAUACAGAUAUUAUGGUACCACCAAAGUAUGUUGGCUAAGCACCGAAAACAAUUUCAUUUGGAGCUUCAUAGGACCAGCUUGUCUAAUCAUUCUUGUUAAUCUCAUAGCUUUCGGAGUUAUCAUAUACAAAGUAUUUCGCCACACUGCCGGAUUAAAACCAGAAGUGGGUUGCUGUGAGAACAUUAGGUCUUGUGCCAGAGGAGCGCUGGCCCUCCUCUUCCUCCUGGGUACCACUUGGAUCUUUGGGGUUCUCCACGUGGUUCAUGCUUCCGUGGUGACUGCUUACCUCUUCACAGUCAGCAAUGCCUUCCAAGGGAUGUUUAUUUUCUUAUUCCUAUGUGUUUUAUCUAGAAAGAUUCAAGAAGAAUAUUAUAGAUUGUUCAAAAAUGUCCCCUGUUGUUUUGGAUGUUUAAGAUAAACAAAGAGAACUCCUGAUAAUUAUAGCUGCAAUGAAAUGAAAACUCCAAGAUCCAGAUAACCCGUGCGUAAAAGAAAUCUGUCUUUUUAUUGUUAGUAAUUAAAUUCAAAUUUGUUUUUUUUUUGUUCACAGUAUAAAAGAUAUAGUUAAUAUGAGUUAAAAUUAUGGACCAGAGAGCUACACUGUGUGUUUUCCUACAUGACAUAGUUAGAUAUGUCAAAAAUACUAUUGCAGAUAUUUGGAAAAUAAUUGGUUUCUCUGGAGUGAUAUCAGUGUGCCCAAGGAAAGUUUUCUUUCUAACACAAGAAAUAUAUGAAUGUCCUCAAGGAAACCACUGGCUUGAUAUCUUUGAGACUCAUGUUGCCUUUCAAACGGGUCCCCUACCACCUUAGUAAUGAGUUCCUUUGCAGAAGGGAGAACAUAGGAGUGUUGGAGAGGCAGAAUAUAAAGCAGGGAGGAAGACGCCUCUGACAAGGAGUUGUCAUUCCAAUAAACUUGGCUUUCUCUAAACUUGAUGAGAAAAUUUCAAGAUAAAAUAGCAACAAGAACAGAAAACACAUCCUAGCAGUUUGGGAACUGGUCUGAACUUAAAAGACCCAGACCUAAAUUUGCUAUAUUCACGUUCUCAGGAGUCUAAAAGCAAACAAGGAAAAGACCCUACAAAUGACAGAUACAAAGAUGUAUGUUCUUCCACGAACAUUAGAUUUGAAAGUAGAAUGUAAAAUGUUUUUAUUCUUCAUUGAUUGAGAGUUCAAGUAUAUAGUCAGUAAAACAUAAAUUUGUCAAACUAUAAUACUGUUAAUGUCUUUAAUGCAAAGAUACAGUGUGAAGUAUUUUGUCUACAAUAUUUUACUGUUAUGAAGAUUAUCUUUUCGUAUUAGAGUGAUAUACUUGAAUACAUUAUUUUUUUAAUUUUACAAAUAGUAUAACUCAAGUGACAAGAGUUCCUUUUAACUGACUGUUUUUAAAAUGGCAUUGCAAAUUUAAAGUAUUCGUGAAGUGAAUUGUAAUUUUUUCUGAUCAGAAAAAUACACAAUUAAAGCAUUAUUUAUAACAAAGAAGUCCCUGAGUACUGUAGAAUUUCCUGGGGGAUCUAUUUUCUGACUGUUUCCUACUAUCCAUCAAAGUCUAUUUAUUUAAAAAUACAGCUUCUAUCUAUUCUCUUAUUCAAAUGAAGAAGCAGAUUUAUUUUUUUCAGAAAUGAGUCAUUGUUCUGUGAUUUGAUGCACUGAGCAUUGUGAUUUUAACCUGUGAUGCUGAGUAAAGCCUGAGGAGUCCUGUCCUAAAAAUGAACUGUCAGCUAGAUGGGGCAGUCCUGCUACUGCUUGACUGAGUUGUUCUCUCAGGAAAGACCAUCUCACCUGCCAAGGACUUUGCAUUUCUAGAGCCUGGGAGAUAAUACACUGUCAUUAAAUCUCUCUAUUAGUUCCAUGAUAAAUCUGUGACCCAAGACUGUCAUUGUCAUUCCAGAAUAGCACUGUUUAAAUGGGAUAGCAAACGCUAAUCUGUUCAGUCAAUGCACAAAAAGCUGUUCCAUAUGGUAGACAGAAUAAUCUCCUCCCACCCCCAAAUAUCCAUUCAAGGCUUUUCAGAACCUGUGGCUAUGGUGGAUGGGGA
Psammomys obesus (fat sand rat) is the source of this 3899-nucleotide messenger RNA. It is a transcript of the gene Adgrl4, whose product is annotated as adhesion G protein-coupled receptor L4. The transcript is spliced from 16 exons. Gene Ontology annotation, molecular function: G protein-coupled receptor activity; calcium ion binding. Bases 63 to 2282 code for a protein of 739 amino acids. The record is from RefSeq and is a predicted model, not a curated record. Gene Ontology annotation, cellular component: membrane. Lineage: Eukaryota; Metazoa; Chordata; Mammalia; Rodentia; Muridae. Gene Ontology annotation, biological process: adenylate cyclase-activating G protein-coupled receptor signaling pathway; cell surface receptor signaling pathway.